AUGAAUAGUUCUCAAAGUUCUGAUAUUUUCUUAGAAAAUAGCAUUAACUAUGACGAUAACCCCACCGUCGUAAACGAUGAAUCGUACAAACAUUUGUUGGCACGGACCAAAAAGUUUCUUAUGACUGAAAGUAUUAUAAAGGAAGCAACAUUUUCCUUAGAAUUUUCAUCAUCAUUAGAGGAUAGUUAUAAUUGUAUUACACAGUGUUUGGACACAAUAGGUGUACUUUUAGCAGAUGCUGAAAUUAAGAUGGAAAUACUGUGUAUUUACAUGGAAGAUGCAAUUUCCCUGCUGCACAUGCUUUCUAACUUUGUAAAAAAUAUAACCGAAUCUAUAGCAAUGUCUUGUUCAAACUUGAAAACAUUUCCAACAACUAUAGCACAUAUAAUAUUAACAGUUUUUACUCACUGUAAAGACAGUGAAUCCCUAUAUGGAACCCACUUAAAUAAAGUAGAGAAACAACUAAAAGAUCUUUUCCGUACUUGUCAUGAAUUACAACUAACUUAUUUAAUGAUUUUGGAAAAACAUUUUAUAUUUGAUCUGACUGAAAAAGAGCAACAAAAUGUUCUUCUAGAAGCAUUAGAUAUUAACUUGAAGAUAGGUGAGAUUGUUCAAGCACUGGAUGUGAAGACCAUGGCUGAGCAGUGGAAAGCUUAUACUACUAUAUGUGAAAAAUAUUGUAAUAAUCUCUUGGAUAAAAAUAUUUACAACAAAAGUUCUGAGCUUCUAUGUGCAAUGAUUGAAAAUAACAUAACAUCUGCAUUAGAGAAGGAUGAACAAGACAAAAUUGUUUUGCGGUCACUUAAAGUCGCCAGCUUCACCAUCAAAAUAUUAGUGAAAGUAACAAACAUUUUCUCACAUGGAGUGACAAAUAAUUAUGAACAUGUGUUCCAGCUGCUCGUUUACAUUUAUUCGUGUGAUGGUUCUAUCCUUGAGGGAAGGUUGAAUAAGACGCAGCAAUUUAUAAGCCAAGUCAAUAUGCUCCUCUUGGGUCCGACUGGUACUCUAUUGUCGCAAUUGCUGACAAACGAGAGAUUUGUAAGCUGUCUUUCUCAACGUGACCUUAAGAAAAUUGAAGAAGAUAAACAACCUGGAUAUAUUUUUCUCCUAAUAUCCGCUAUAAAGUUCAUUCUGCAAUUUACUCAGGAUCAGUUUUCGGCUGUAGCUAAAUGUGAAAUAAUUGGCUGCGUUUUUAGUAUAGUGCCAUACAGUCAUGUAUGGUUUAAUUUAGGACUAAAAAUUAGAAAUAAAGAGGAAGAAACAUUCGAAUUAGAAGAAUAUUUGCUAACGCACAUGCUAGCAUUGUGUAUGACGUUGAGCUCUGAGGAAUUGUCUGUUGUAGAGCACCAUAUGUUUGAGGCUGUGUUAGGAAAUCAAUGUUGUAGUGCUUUGUUCUCUUCUAGUUUGUGGGUGUUAUUAGCCAGUGUUGGAAGCCGUCAGUACACAAUGGCCACUGUAAGUUUACUUUGUAAAAUGUAUCAGAAGCUAGAAGCAAACGCUUCAUUUCACAACUACCCUCAAAAAAUUCAUUUAGGACACACAAUUAAUCGAUUAUUUGAAAUCUUACCCAAUGAAGACAGAGUUUUGUUUAUGGAACAGUUUAAUAUCUAUGAUAAGCGUUGUUAUAGUCUAUGGAGUGUUUUAAACAUAAAAACGUUACCUGCAAAUGAACGAAUUGCAGUUGAGGAGACUGUGCUACAAAAGCUUUUGUUAAAUUUCAAUAAAUUGGACAUUGCUAACAUUGAUAGUGAAAAAGAUAUGGAAGAAUUAAUUAAAAUUAUGAAACUUUCAUCCACUUGCUCAAUCAUGGAAUUGAAUUCUGCUGUUGAAAAAAAUUUGGUAAAAGCUUGGAUUAAGGUCUGCCCAAAAAAUCUACUUCCACUGCCUACAAACAUUGGUCCAGAGACUCGGUGCUAUUUUGAAUAUGUGGAAGCUCUAAAUUCAUUGACCACACGUGUUAUUGAUCAAUUUUACUAUUUCGAAAAUGUGGUACAGGUGUUUCGCGUCAUAACGAAUUUAAUAUUAAUAGGAAAUAGUGAAAUAUCACUAAUUCUGAUUUCUACAUUUUGCAAAAUAUCACUUUAUCUAUUUGUGGAUGAUAAUGAUAUAUCAAUUGAUUAUAUUAUAAAUGAAACAUUCAAAUAUUUGCUUUUGGAAACCAUGCCCAUUAUAAAACAUUACACAUUUAGUGAAUUAGUUAAAUAUAGGCACCUGAAAAACUUCGACACUUUCGUUUUGAAAAUAAUUAUUAAAUACCCUGACUUGCAAGAGGAAUGGCAUCAUAUGUUAAAUACAAAUAAUAUAAAUCUAAUAGAACGAAAGAAGCAGUCAAUGUUAUACAAUGAUUGUUCAUUUAUUCAUAAGUGCGUAGAAAAUAAAAUUGAGCUUGAAACUUCUAUAAAGGAAACAAAAACACAGACUAAUUUCGAAUUGGACAUAGACACUCUGUUUGACGGUGAAAGUGAUUCAGAAGAACCACCAAGUAAAAAGGCUAAAUUAGACUCUAGUGAAAUGGAAGCAAUAGUAAAAAGACUUGAAUAUGACUCCUUGUUGCUGUCUCGGAUUGAAGACAUUUCUAAUGAAUGUAGAAAACGUAUAAAAGUAGUAUAUGAGCGUUUGGGAAAUACAAUUUUGUGA
Parnassius mnemosyne (clouded apollo) is the source of this 2637-nucleotide messenger RNA. Lineage: Eukaryota; Metazoa; Arthropoda; Insecta; Lepidoptera; Papilionidae. The record is from the annotation of a GenBank genome assembly.